AUGGCGUUGUCAGUCUUAUCAGUCAAAUCUACAUGUGCUACCUGUGGCGAUAAAAGUGUUGGUAUUUUUAAAUGUGAAGGAUGUUCACAAAAAUUUUGUCGAAAACAUUCGAAUGAACAUCGAAAUUUUCUAACUCAUCAAUUGGAUAAUAUCGUUAUUGAACAUGAUAUUUUACAGCAUACAAUAAAUGAGCAAAAAAAUAAACAAACUGAUCGUGAUUUAAUUGAACAGAUUAAUCAAUGGGAAAGAGAAUCGAUUUUAAAAAUUCAACAAGCAGCAUAUGAAGCACGUCAGCAGUUACAAAGAUUGAUUUCAAAUCAGACAAAUAUAAUAUCGUCAGACUUACAUGAUCUUGCUGAACGACUACGAAAAGCUCGUGAAGAUGAUGAUUUUGUCGAAGUUGAUCUUCAAGAAUGGACAACCAAAUUACAAGAACUAAAACUUACUACUCCUGAUAUUCACCGUACAGUUAUUAUUGAUCAAGAUCCAUCUACAAUACUUAUUACAAAAAUAAAUAUUACAACAAUAGAUCGAAAACCUAAAAUGAAUUAUGAAACACUUAUGGGUGUUUCCGGUAAUGUUCAAAUUCAAGAUAAUGGUCGUAGAGCGUUUCAACCGGAUAAUACAAAUACUUCAUAUGUUCGUGGUAGUAAAACAUAUUCAAAUGGUCAACAUAAAAUACGAUUUACUCUAAAUAAAAUACAAUUGAGUUCUCUAUCUAUUUUUGGAAUUAUUUCAAAAAUAGAAACACUCUUAAUGUGGCAAUCAUCAUGCUACGGAUGGGCUAAUGAUGAUACUUGUUAUCAUGCUGGAGUUGGUUCUUCUAAAUAUAUAACUACAAAGAAUGACUUCCAUGGCAAGAAUUUUUCCACUAUUGAACUUGUAUUGGAUUGUGAUAAUCGAAUGAUUCAAUAUUAUAAUGAACAAACUAAAAAUACGCGAAAGUUAAAUAUUAAUCUCGAAAUAUGUCCAUUUCCAUGGCAAAUAUUUUUCUAUUUUCAUUCUACUGGCGAUUGUGUACAACUUUUAUAA
This is a messenger RNA of Adineta steineri, 1032 nucleotides long. Lineage: Eukaryota; Metazoa; Rotifera; Eurotatoria; Adinetida; Adinetidae. The record is from the annotation of a GenBank genome assembly.